AUGUCUGAUGAUCACCAGAUCUCAUAUCCCGUCCUCAACUCGGUGCUUCCCCAGCGCCCAGAUUCAUCGACCGACGACGUGAUUGAGGCCGUCCUUAGGGACCAGCAAGCGACCCCAGAUCUCGAUGACCGCCUCGGCUUUUUGCAGGCUAACGUCAACAGGAACUGGGAUCGCCUCAAUGACCUCUUUGAGCAUGUCAAGUCGUUGGACCGCGCCCCUGCCUUCAUUGCCAUCCAGGACCCUCCCUACGACUUUGCCACGGAUUCGAAGAGAGAACGCGCCGGCUAUUGGUGUGAGGCUCAACAUGGCUGGCCGAAACUCGAAUCCAAGGACGAGGUGGAGAUGGAGAACAACGUGCCAGUGCUAGCCUCGAGCCGCGAAGCUGUCGCCGACUAUUGCAUUCUUUUGGGCGACUUCAAUCUUCGUCAUCGGGCCUGGAGCGACCGACACCUUUCUGAUAGGGCUACGAAGCAGCUGGAGAUCGAGACUCGACUUGCCGGAAUGCGUUGUCUUCUGAAGCCAAAGGACUUCACGUUCAAGCGAGGGGAGACGCAGACUACCAUCGACCUGGUUCUUCUCGGUGAAAGGCUCAAGGACCUUUGCGAGCUUUUUCACGUCACGAGGCCGCGUGGUUUUACCACGGACCACGCAGUACUCGAGACAGUCCUCAACGUGUCGCCCGAUCGGGAUCACACCCCGGUCCUCCAGAUUGACAAGGCAGACCCCGACGUCGUCCGGUCAGAGAUGGCCACUCGUCUCCUUGCCAAAUUUGGCGAUCCAUCUCACCUGCGUCAGCAUCAACUGUCCACCACCGACAAGCUCGACCAGUUCGCCAAAGCCUUUGUUGUGUCCGCCAAGGCCGCCAUCGAUGCCACCAUUCCCACCGUCAUCCGCAACCCCUGCGAACACGCGUGGUCCAAGAGAGACUUGCGCGAGGAACACGCACUUCGCGUCCUUUACCGGCAGAAAAGGGGGACUCGAGCCCACAACUACGCCUACGCGGUAUGGCUGGACGCCGUCAAGCAGACCAACCGUUUUAUGCGUAUCGCCAGCAACGUCAGGAAGCGUACCCGAAGCGCUCAGCAAGCCAAAGACCUCUCAAGCCUUUUUGCUAUGGCAAGAUCGGCUCGCUUCUACGGCAAGAUCAGGGCCUCGCCUCACAUGCCAUGGCUCAAGAAGCCGGACGGCACAGCCUGCGCAAGCUCCGAGAAGAACGCUCGCUGUUUUCGCGACGCGAUGUGGUCCGACACAAGCGAAGAGCGCCUGGCUCCUACGGAGUUGCCACCUACCCUGGUGCGAUCUCGUGCUUCAGCUGCAUCAGGCCACGCUCUGUCGACUCCUUCACGGAAAAAGUCAAAGCCGAAGAAGAAGAAGACCCGAAAGGAUAAGGAGACUACACUCUGGUUCACCCACAUCCAGCGUCGCUACCUCCACUUCCUCUGA
Molecule: messenger RNA, 1443 nt
Organism: Colletotrichum chrysophilum
Lineage: Eukaryota; Fungi; Ascomycota; Sordariomycetes; Glomerellales; Glomerellaceae
Exons: 3
Coding region: 1-1443 (480 amino acids)
Molecular function (GO): catalytic activity
Source: RefSeq, a predicted model, not a curated record